Messenger RNA from Staurois parvus, 369 nucleotides. The record is from the annotation of a GenBank genome assembly. Lineage: Eukaryota; Metazoa; Chordata; Amphibia; Anura; Ranidae.
UUGCAUAAUUCUUUUUUUGUGGUUUUAGCUAUAAAAACAGCACUGAAUGAGUGUGACGGCUCUCCAUAUGAGCGAAGAAACUGUGGAUACCCUGGAAUAAGCUUUUCAGACUGUGCCAGGAGAGGGUGCUGCUUCAAUACCAGUGUACGGGGGGUGAACUGGUGCUACUACACUAACUCUGACAGUGAGUACUACCACAUGUGCAGUGAGUCCAGCGACAGAACAGAUUGCGGAUACCCAGGAAUUAAUGCCAGCGAGUGCUAUUCCAGAGGAUGCUGCUUUAACUCCACUAUUCGCAGGGUUAAAUGGUGUUUCUUCCCAAAACAACUCGGUAAGUUAUUGCAUCACAUAGCCAAUAAAAUCCUUUAG